AAAAUUUCUAGACGUCUAAUUUUGUCUAUAAUAUCUAAAUUAAUAAAAGUUGAGUUAAUUCUGAAGUAAAUUGGCUACCAUCCAAGAGUGGGAAUACAUGUGUCUAUAUUUAGAUUACAGAUAUGCUAGAGUGUAUCCCUAAAGGUUAUAAAAUCUGCUGAAACCAAAACUGUUUAAAUGUGUAAUUACAUUGGUUAGUGAAUAAAGUAAAAAUUCUAAGUAUGAAUAUUUGUGUAAGUGUAAGUACAUUCCUUGUUGCAGUUCUAUUUGUUAUAUAUGCUAUAGAUGUUCAAGAUGAUAAAAAGAAUAAUCUGGAAGAACUUUUGGUGGAAAAUUGGGCUGAGACAUUUGGAAAAGAAUUGUGGUAUCUGGGACAAAAUAUAACUAAAUCUGAUGAGAUUAGAUUGCGUUACAAAAAAUUGAACGAAACACACGUGUUUAGAACAAAUGCUAGUCAACUUCUACAAAACAUAUCAACAGCAAUGAAUCGUAUGAUAAGAUUGAAAAUGACAGCUGUAUCUUGUCUUAUGGAUGCAGCAGAACGUUUAUCUGAAGAAUUUGAAUGGAAAUUCUAUGGAGAAAAUGGAAUUUCGAACUACACUUAUUAUAAUGCAAAGUAUUCACCAGUUGAGGGUAUUGAUGAUUGUAAUGAUACCGACCGAACUACCCCAAAUAUAUCUUUGGAUCUGGGAAAAAUUAUUAUUCAAUUAGAAUUCAAAACAAUGAACCUGACAAAAAAUGAUCAUUUUUAUGGAUUAUCUGUUAAUACUGAUUACAGCGCAGUUUAUUUACCCACAAUAUUAUUUGAAAAACUUGAACAUGUCCAAAAACCUUUACAAUGGUCUGAAAAAAUGGACGAAGUGUUUUUACAAAAUUAUCGCAGUGAUCCAUCACUUUCUUGGCAAUAUUUUGGAAGUACAGCAGGGUUUAUGCGCCAUUAUCCUGCUAUAAGAUGGUCAGCUAAACCUAGUGUAUUUGACACCCGUCUGCGACCGUGGUACAUACAAGCUGCAACUUGUUCAAAGGAUGUAGUAAUUUUGUUAGAUAUUUCCGGUUCCAUGAGUGGCAUGCAUCAAUCAAUUUCUCAGCUUGUAAUUAAAUCUCUAUUGAAAACAUUCAAUAAUGAUGAUUCGAUUAAUAUUAUUUUUUUUAAUACUGGUUUUACUUACUUAGUAACUUGUUUUAAAGAAUUAUUAGUCCAGGCUACUCCUGAAAAUCUUUACACAUUUCAUAAAGCUAUAAUUGAAGAUCCAAGAUUAUUACCAUCCUCUACAGCAAACUACAGCAAGGCAUUUAUUGAAGCUUUUCAACUUUUAUCUAAUAACAGGAACAACAACAGGUGUUCUGAGGAAACGUGUAAUCAAAUGAUUAUGUUGGUCACGGAUGACGAUCCUAAUGAAGAACUUUUUGAUGUUGUACAAAAGUACAAUCGCAUUGAUGAUAAUAAAUUUACAAACAUACCAGUCCGAAUAUUUACCUACAUGAUGGGUCGUGAUACUACUACAACACCUGAACUAGAGCGACUAGCUUGUGAAAACAGAGGUAGCUUUGCACACGUACAUUCAAAAGACGAAGUACUUGAAAGUGUAUUGAAAUACAUCGCUGUUUUAGCAAGACCUUUAGUAUUACAAGCUGAAAAACAUCCUGUUACAUGGUCCCACACAUUUAUGGACAUUUCUGAUCCAUAUGUAACAAGUGCAUUAAAAAAUUCAAUGGAUCUUGAUAAGCAGAUGAGUGAUCUCGCUGCUAAUUUGAAUGAACAAAAACAAUUCCCUAACCAACAUAAAAUGGAUUCUAAGUAUUUGAUAUUGAACUCUGAGAGUGUAGAUGAGGAUGGAAAUUAUCAAGAAUACAGGCCAAUGACUGCGAUUUCUAUACCAAUAUUUAAUAAAAAAAGGGAUGAAAAUAAUAAGACCAGAGUUAAAGGAGAUUUGCUCGGUGUUGCUGGAACUGAUGUACCAAUUUCUGAAUUUGAAAAACUAACACUUCCAUACAAAAUUGGUGUAAAUGGCUAUGCUUUUGUUGUUACAAAUAAUGGUUAUGUGCUUUUUCAUCCAAAGUUGAGACCUGUCGAAGACGGUAUCUUAAAAGAUAAUCACAAUAGUAUUGACCUAACCGAAUUGGAAAUGUUGGAUGAUAACGAUGAAGAGCCAAGACAACCACAUCAUCAUAUAGUUCAUUUACGGGAAUCAAUUGUAAAUCAUAAGCGUGGAUCAAUGGAAAAUUUAAGCAUUAAGUUUCACUACGACAAUAUGAGAAGAGUUGGGUCUGAAGUUCGUAAUUAUCAUUAUACUGCAUUAGACCCAAAAAUAGAAGGCCCUUUUACACUUGGUUUAGUAUUACCUGCCUCUUAUGGUAACAAUUGGAUUAAAGCUGGUGAUGAAAUUAAUAAAUCCAUAGAAAAAAAUGAACUAUUUGAUAAAUAUUUUCAAGAUAAAUGGAAAAUUCAUCCAAACUGGGUGUAUUGUGAUUAUUUUCAUUCAUCAGAGCGAAAAUUUGAAAAUCCUGAAGAAAAAUUGCUUCAUUUUAUGGAAAAAAUAUUUUCUCCAGAUUGGGAAUGGAGAGAGCAAUAUCCAGAUUCAAAUUUUGAAAAUAUUUCAAUGGACGAUUUUGAUAGACGGGAAUGUGACAGAAAACCAAUAGACAUAGAUGAGUUCUACUGCGAUAAAGAAUUAAUGCAACUUCUAUUUUUUGAUGCAAAAAUAACACAUGCAUUAUACAAUUCAACCUGGAAUCCUACUUCAGAAUUUGAGAAGCGUUAUGUAAACCAAUAUAAUGUUAGUGUCAGAUUUUUGGCGACCCAAGGAGGGUUGAGUAGAUGGCAACAUAUACUUGAUCUGGCUGAAGGUGAAUUACAGUUUGGAGAUGUUCAUAACCGAUCGGUUGAGGAAGUUUGGUAUAAGCGUCCUGUACUAUAUCGUAACCUUAAUCCACAAGCAUUUGUAUUUUCAGUGCCUUUUAAUUCUGGAGACAAUGAUAAACUAAAAAUCACUGCCAGUCAUGCUAUAUUUGUUGAGGAUGAAAAUAAUGAGGCACCAGGGUCAGUAGUUGGAUAUGAAAUGUUACAUAAGAAAUUCUACGAUCGCUUUAUGGAAAUCACGCAGACCAAUGAAAAUUGCCCAAGUUGUUUACCAUGCACAUCUGACCACGUUGAUUGUUAUAUAAUUGACGAAAAUGGAUAUGUCGUACUGUCAGAAAUUCCAGCAGAUACUGGCAGAUUUUUUGCACAAACUGAAUUAAAGAGUACUGGAGUUAUUAUGGAAACAAUGAUAUCAAAAAAAAUAUUUAGGCGUAUACCUAUGUUUGACUACCAAGCUUUAUGCAAAGAAAGAAUACCAGCCUCAAGUGCAUCAUCCUACUUGUUAACGCCAUUUUAUAUUGUGUAUACGAGUCUAAAAAUGUUCUUGAUGAAUUUACUGUGGUUAUUAGUCGAAGGAAACUUAGUCCAUGUAUGGUCAAUUAAUGAAGGAGGGUAUGGAGAUGAUGUGGUGCCCAAUAAAAACCCAGAAAAAUUUAAAAUUAUCAGUAAACCCUGCGAUAAGAUAGCCGAUUUGUUUAUGCUGCAACAUGAACACCUAAGUGCUGAAGGAUUUGAUGCUCCACCGCCAGCUGGAUCAACUAUAAGGCCGUUUUUUGUAAAACGUAUAGCCCAUUCAAAUUUACUUCUCGUUGUUGUAAAAAAUGCAGAAAGCAGUCAAAGUCAUUUGAGCGUUAAUCCAGUUAAAGUGGAGUAUAAAAACACAUCAGGUAUAAUCACAGAUCAUAGUUGCAACAAACUGAAUCUCAACUCUUUUUAUAGACGCAAACUGGGAGGAUGUUAUAAUAGUCAUCCGGAGGAGCCAAACACCAAAGUGUGUUCAAAAUGUAAUAUUAUUAAGUCAACAAUAUUAUUCGUAUUGUUAAUGAGCAAUUUAUGUAUACAUAUUUAAAUUUAAUUAUGCUUUAUCAACAAACUGUAAUUCAUUAAUUAAAAAAA
This is a messenger RNA of Metopolophium dirhodum (rose-grain aphid), 3976 nucleotides long. RefSeq names its product voltage-dependent calcium channel subunit alpha-2/delta-3 (gene Ca-Ma2d). Gene Ontology annotation, molecular function: voltage-gated calcium channel activity. Gene Ontology annotation, cellular component: voltage-gated calcium channel complex. Lineage: Eukaryota; Metazoa; Arthropoda; Insecta; Hemiptera; Aphididae. The record is from RefSeq and is a predicted model, not a curated record. Bases 222 to 3929 code for a protein of 1235 amino acids. The transcript has 28 exons.